GGGAGGGAGAGGGAAAGAGCGAGGUUGAGUUGACAGUGUGACACAUUAACACAGGGACUCACUGGAAUGAUUUGUGGCCGGUUUGCUGUCACUAGUAGCAGGUUUUUCACUGAUCCGCGGCGGAUUCUGGUCUCUUUAAAACCCGCAGCUCACCGUCCGGAGCUUCUUGCGCUCCCGCAGGUUUAAAUGUACCAGAAUGGACGCCUGGCGCUGCUUCAGAUUCCUCUGUGAUCAUAACAAAAUGGGACUGAAUUGAGUGGAGCAGCCAAAACUCUGUGAAUAUUUGCCACAACCAGUUGGGGGUCUUACCAUCAAAAUCUACCUUAAGGAGAGCAACAGCUCAUCUAGAAUCAACUGAAACAGCACCACCAACCUCAGCUAAGUUCAACCUAGUCAGGAGGAGAUGGAGAACUGACAGCUGAAGACCAGCAGGUGACAGAAGGCAGCUCUGAUCCACCCCAGCCAGCAGCCAUGGCAGGGCACAAGCGUCAUCAUGAUGGGAAGAUUGCAGGGCUGUACGACCUGGACAAGACGCUGGGCCGUGGACACUUUGCUGUGGUCAAACUGGCCCGUCAUGUCUUCACUGGUGAAAAGGUUGCAGUAAAGGUGAUAGAUAAGACUAAGCUGGAUCCGGUCGCACGGGGUCACCUUUUCCAGGAGGUGCGAUGCAUGAAGAUGGUGCAGCACCCUAACGUGGUGCGCCUUUACGAGGUCAUCGACACAGCCACCAAGCUCUACCUCAUCUUGGAGCUGGGCGAUGGAGGAGACAUGUAUGACUGCAUCAUGAAACAUGAAGGAGGCCUCACUGAGGAGGUGGCCAAGUGUUACUUUGCCCAAAUUGUCCACGCCAUCUCCUACUGUCACCGGCUGCACGUAGUGCAUAGGGACCUGAAGCCGGAAAACGUGGUGUUCUUCGAGAAGCAGGGCGUCGUCAAGCUCACCGACUUUGGCUUCAGCAACCGGUUUCAGCCUGGGAAAAAACUAAACACCUCCUGCGGCUCGCUGGCCUACUCAGCGCCUGAAAUACUGCUGGGGGAUGAGUACGACGCCCCUGCUGUGGAUAUCUGGAGCCUGGGAGUGAUCCUCUUCAUGCUGGUCUGUGGUCAGCCCCCCUUUCAGGAGGCCAACGACAGCGAAACGCUCACUAUGAUCAUGGACUGCAAAUACACGGUGCCUCCGCACAUCUCCCGUGCAUGCAGAGAUCUUAUAGGCCACAUGCUGCAGAGGGACCCCAAGAAGAGAGCGACCCUAGAGCAGAUCGAGAGCCACCAGUGGCUUCAAGGUGUCGACCCCUCCCCGGCCACAAAGCUGUCUACCCCUCUGGUGUCCCAUCGCAGCUUGUCGGAGGAGGAGCAUGGCUCCAUCAUCCAGCGCAUGGUGCUGGGGGGCAUCGCAGACAGAGACGCCAUAACUGAGGCUCUGGAGUCGAACCAGUACAAUCACAUCACAGCCACUUACUUCCUGCUGGCCGAGAGGAUGCUCAGGGAGAGACAAGAGAAGGAGCAACACAGCCAGACACGAUCACCCAGCCCCAGCAAGGCCCAGUUCAGGCAGUCUUGGCCCACCAGAGUGGAUGUUCACCAAGAUGUCAGCGAUGGUUUAGGGGGUCCAGCUAUCUCCCACCCUGGAGGGCCUCAGUCUCCUGCCCGUAGUGCUGAGAGCCUCCACAAAGGCCCCAGGCCCAAAACAGCUCUGCUGGAUGUUAGCCAGCGGCAGGAAAGUCACACUCCAGCAUCCAGCCAGGAGCAGCAGGCUUCGCAACAGAACCAGGAAAGAGGGCUCAGGCCUCUGACAAAGCCCCACUCCAACCCCCUUAGGCUGGGCUCUCUUUCUUCAGUGGGCCCUGGAAAACCUCGGAGCCCCAGCCUUUUCAGUGUGGAAGAGGAUGAGGAAGAAGACGGGGCAGAAGACAAAUGUUUACCCCCCUCUACACUGCCUUCUCAGGUGGUUCUUCGUUGCAAAGCUUCCUCCUCAUCAUCUACGUCCUCUUCUGGUAAUAGGCUGACAUCUCGUAUGAGCGCUCCAGUUCUUAACCAGAUCCACGAGGAAGAUAAAGAGGAUGAGGAGGAAGAGGAAGAAAGAAGGGAGUUGCAGGGACUAGGCCCACCCAAACCCAGCCUCAGCCUCAAUCUGAACUCUAGGAUACCUUCACCUUCAACACUCAUGUCUUCACCUAAAACUGUUGGUGUAAUGGCACCAGUUGCAACUUUCACUCCUAGCUCAGAGACCAGUGAUGAUGACACAGAAAGUCACUAUAAACAUGAUACAGCAAUUCGAGGUGAACAUGGGGUUGAGAGAGAAGGGAGGAAAGAGGAUGGAGAGAAAACAGGAGCUGGACAGGGCAGUCCCUCCAACUGUGCAAGUCCUGGAUCAGGGUCAGGCCAAGGUAAAGGCACAGCCAAAGCUGCCAGCGGGCUGGUGGAAAGCCUAAAGCUGAUGAGCCUGUGCCUAAGCUCUCAGUUCCACAACUUGACGGGGGGAGGAGGGGGAGGCGUUGGUGGUGGUGGUGGUGGUGGUGGUGGCAGUGGUGCCGGCAGUGCCGGUGGGGAUCCCCAGGACCGUCCCAUGUGGAGAAUGUGCAUGGGCGGCUCCACUGGCAGUUUAGAUAAGGUCUCGCUCCUGGGCGGCCCUUCACCCAGGGGCAAUUUAUACCACCAGCCCCCGCUGGGAGACGCACUGGGCGACCCGCUGCUGGAGGGACCCUGCUCGGGCCGCCUGAGGCUGGGAGAGCUGGACCUGGCCCGGGAAAACCACAGGAACAUGAAGAACCGUGUGUUGCAGAUGCCUCUGAGCGACAAGACACUGUCCGUCAACAUUCACCGGAGCCCCAAGGAGGGUCUGCUCUGCACCCCCACCCCACACAGCUGCUGCCAGGUCAUCUAGGGCGCAGCCAGCCACUCCAUCAGCUGCUACACCUUCGCUCAUAUUCCCACAACCAUUAUUAUUCUGCUUUCAUUUCAGUGAUGUCACCACAUGAGUGCACAUUGUUUUUUGCAUUUCUAUUUCUUCCCUUUUGUUUGACACAUAGCGGUGAAUAACUGGGAGAAGGUCCAAAUGCCAAAAUUGCACAUUUAGAGACAAUAGGUCUCCAUGGAGGACACCGGGUGCAAUGCCAGGUAUGUGAAGCACUUUCAGCAGAUUCAACAAAACACUGAGGGGUCAUUUGAACCUGCAGGUGUGUUUAAAUGAUGAUACAGAAGGUGCUCACAACCCUGCUUUUACACACUUAAAUACCAUAUGUGCACAGUGUUCACACCUACAGCACUCUGAUGAAAGGGAAAGCUGAUGAUUUUUAGUAUCGUGUUACAUAUCAUCUUUUUUGUUGUACUUUGAUGCUGUUUUUAAUAUAAUUUUUAAAUUAUAUUUUGGACAUUUUAUCUUUUUUUAAACUUUGACUGAAAGAGUUAAGUGUUUUCACUGAAACGAGGACCAAUACAGGGUGAAAGCGAACAGAAGCACUUAAGGAUGAUGGAGGCGCACGAUAUUUUGUAGUCUAUCACUGUUUUAUUUUUCUAUCUUGGAACAUGCUCUACAGAAGAUGCACACUCACUUGUCAAGUCUCUGCAGGUGGACGGCAGAGUUUGUACAUAUGUGAAUAACUUAGCAGUACUCUGUACCUGUAGUAUUAACGGCAAAGUUGUAUUGCAGUAGAAACCCGAAUACUAGACCCUAACGCACCAUUACUCGUCAUUCCUACUGGAUAUUCAAGGUUUUGGUUGAAUCCACAGCUAGAAGGUAAAGGUGUAUAAAGAGACCAUAAAUCUCCACUGACACAUAACCAAAUUAUUAAAUGUGCAAUGGCAGCUCUUUAAAGUCAAAGUGGCCCUGUGUUUAUGUUCAGUGGAGGACAAAAAAAAAACAAAAGAAGCUGGGUGGAACCCAAACCGUGUACAUCCCGUAGCUUUCCAGGAUCACAGUAGCCACUAUUGUAGCGUAUUCCAAGACGAUGAAGACAACAACAACAACAAUCUAGGGGUUUAAAUGGAAAAUAACAACACCACCCCUUAAAGUGUCGAUCUGUGUAACUGGAUGUGUGACCCACCCCUAGCGGAAUAUAUAACUUGACAGUGCAUGUGUUUUGCUGUAGCAACCUUAUUCCUAACCCACCGAGGUCAAGCCACCUGUUGUAUCUACCUAAGUAACAGAUUCAAAUGGUCACUUUACUGUAACCUCACAGCAAUACCAGCGACUGCAAAAUGUACAACAAUAAUAUAUGUGCCAUAAGAUCUGUCUUGAGCAUAUUGUACUGUAUGUAUAUGAUAGAGAUCUAUUAAAAUAAAAUGAUG
This is a messenger RNA of Archocentrus centrarchus (flier cichlid), 4286 nucleotides long. RefSeq names its product SNF-related serine/threonine-protein kinase-like. Gene Ontology annotation, biological process: protein phosphorylation; intracellular signal transduction. The record is from RefSeq and is a predicted model, not a curated record. NCBI's taxonomy places the organism in Eukaryota, Metazoa, Chordata, Actinopteri, Cichliformes, Cichlidae. Bases 472 to 2883 code for a protein of 803 amino acids. Gene Ontology annotation, cellular component: cytoplasm. Gene Ontology annotation, molecular function: ATP binding; protein serine/threonine kinase activity. The transcript is spliced from 8 exons.